UCAGACAAAAGAAAAGUUAUUCUGAGUCAUCAUGAUGUGAGUUGGAUCCUCCAUUAAUUUAGAAAAAAACAAGUAGAGUUUCUCUAUAAUCAACACAUAAUAAAACCAUAACGUGCACCCUAAUCAAACAACACCCGAUCACAGAACACCACAACAACACUCACUAGGUAUCAUUCAUUCACAGCACCAACAACCACUUUGUUCUUGUGGUUGAAAAUUGAAACGCAAGAUGAAGUUGACUUUAACCGAACAAGAUGCGGCUCAUUGGGUUUACAGAGGUGAAGGUGCUGCUAAUAUUGUUGUCUCAUACACUGGUUCUUCUCCUUCUUAUAUUGGGAAAGUGAUGCGCAUUCGCAAGUCUCCAAGGAAGGCAUCAGCCUUACCGGGAGUGAAGAAUACCAUAGCUCUCUCUCCACAUGAACGCCUCAUCUGGAAAGAAGUACAUGAACUUAUUUCUUCUUCAGAUAAGGAAAUUGCUGGCCAACUAUAUGUUGAUCAUGUCAUGAAGCCUUUGCUUGGAUCCAAAUAUGUUGAUGCUGGGACUCACAUUCUAGUGACCAAAGAAUUCCUAAUGACUAUUGAGAAGAAUGUUGAUAGUCAGCGUCCUGCUUCGCGAGUUGAUGUUUCCCAGGUUGAUAAGCAAUGUGAUUUUGCUCUUCUCAUGUCAGAUCAUUCGAUCUUCCCUCAAGGUAGUCAAGGAUCUAGUAACAGUAUAUCAGUUGAAAUAAAGCCUAAAUGCGGAUUUCUUCCUCUUUCAACAUUCAUAUCUGAAGGAACUGCUAUCAAAAAGAAGAUAACUCGAUUUGAAAUGCAUCAAGCUCUGAAAUUGCAACGCGGAGAGAUUUCACAACGGAGUGUGUACAACCCACUUGAUUUGUUCUCUGAAUCAAAGGAAAGAGUUCAUAAAGCUAUCAAAAAUCUCUUUACUACCCCUCAAAACAAUUUCCGUGUAUUUUUAAAUGGUUCUCUCACACUCGGAGGACUAGGAGGUGGUGCUGAAAGUACAGAUGCAUGUAUGGCCAAAGUACUUGAAGAUGAACUUCACUCGGUCAUUCAAGCUGGCGAUGGCCAAUGUACAGAGAAUUUAUUUACUCUUGUUACUGAAGCUGUGCAUAAAUCAGGAGUCCUUAAUCAGCUCCUGGAGAUUCAGAAGCUUGAUCGUUUUGAUGUAGAAGGAGCUAUCCAUGCAUAUUAUAACAUUACUUUUCAACAGUGCAAGGUGUGUAAAGAAUUGAGUAAAGAACAGGCAAAACUAUAUUCCUCUUUGCAUUCAGCGUCAUUGGACGAAAGCUUGAGAAUCGUAAAGGACUACCUGAUAGCAGCUACUGCAAAAGACUGCAGUUUGAUGGUAUGUUUUAGACCAAGGAACGAGAAUGAUUCUGGAUCUUCCUACAAUACUGUAUAUCUUGAGUCAACUAAACAAGCCUUUGAUUAUAAGGUGCAUUUUAUCGACCUUGAUUUAAAGCGUUUGAAUAAAGUGGAAGACUACUAUGAGUUAGAUAAGAAUAUAGUGAGCUGCUACAAACAGAUGAACAAAAUAGAUGAUGGAAGAAACGACGAUGCAAAGUUGCAGGGACCUGAAGUUGCAAACUUGCAGGGAUCUGAAGUUACAAACUUGCAGGGACCUAAAGUUGCAAAUUUGCAGGGACCUGAAGUUGCAUACUGAGAUUUUCAUAGAUAUUUUCCUUACAAAAUGCUGUGAUGACAGUCAAGAAGUGAAGAUGCAACUGGUAUAAGUAUUUUUCUUUGUUACCCUCGUCUCCUCGCCGGGUGUACUACACUACUAUCAAAUUUUUACAUAACUAUUGUGUUUGUACUUGUAUUAACUUUUUCUAUUUCUGUUAAUUAUUUGCUGUU
Molecule: messenger RNA, 1857 nt
Organism: Vicia villosa (hairy vetch)
Lineage: Eukaryota; Viridiplantae; Streptophyta; Magnoliopsida; Fabales; Fabaceae
Product: inositol-pentakisphosphate 2-kinase-like
Exons: 8
Coding region: 230-1666 (478 amino acids)
Biological process (GO): inositol phosphate biosynthetic process
Cellular component (GO): nucleus
Molecular function (GO): inositol-1,3,4,5,6-pentakisphosphate 2-kinase activity; ATP binding
Source: RefSeq, a predicted model, not a curated record